This is a messenger RNA of Vicia villosa (hairy vetch), 1833 nucleotides long. RefSeq lists its product as uncharacterized. The coding region runs from base 1 to 1833 and encodes 610 amino acids. NCBI's taxonomy places the organism in Eukaryota, Viridiplantae, Streptophyta, Magnoliopsida, Fabales, Fabaceae. The transcript has 5 exons. The record is from RefSeq and is a predicted model, not a curated record.
AUGCGACCCCAAUCUGAGAAGACUAAAGGUAAACGUCCGAGGGUAGUGGUAUGCGGGGCACUUCAGACGCCAGUAUCUUCCCGCCCACAGACUCAGCCAGACCGCAUGUCUUUGGCCAGCACUCAGCCUCUUAUGCCAUUGCUCUCCUCUCCAUCUUUUAUUAGCCCACCCAGUUAUUCAUUUCAGCAUACUGGGGGACCUAGCUAUCCAUUCCAGCAGACUGGGGGACCUAGCUUUCCAUUCCAGCAGACUGGGAGACCUAGCUUUCCAUUCCAGCAGACUGGGGGAGCUAGCUUUCCAUUCCAGCAGACUGGGGGACCUAGUUAUUCGUACCAGCAGAGUGCUGGACCUAGCUUUCCACCACAGGUCCCCCCAGGUUUCCAGCAGACAGGGGGGUCUCGCACCACACAUCCGACACAGGUGCCCUCAUCCUUCCAGCAGACAGGGGGAUCUCGCACCACACAUCCGACACAGGUGCCCUCAUCCUUCCAGCAGACAGGGGGAUCUCGCACCACACAUCCGACACAGGUGCCCUCAUCCUUCCAGCAGACAGGGGGAUCACGUACCUCACCUAUACCUCCAGGCGGGGAUGAUCAUGUGGAGGUAGAUCAGGAUGAUAUUGAGCAGGAUGAGGAUGAUGUUUUGUUGGAUGGCGAUAAUCUUCAGGGGGACGAUAAUCCGGAUGAGAUUCAAAUCGUCGAUGGCAGAUAUUAUAUUACGCCUGUUGGACAUAAUUUUACUCCGAGUCGGACAGCUGCAAAGUGUGUGAGCUAUGUGAUUCAGCAAAUGUAUAAAGAUGCUUGGACGAGAUUUGAAGAAGUUCCAAAUAAGGAUGAUUGGUUUCAAAAAUUUAAGGAAAAGUGCACAUGGGAUGUUUUGAGCGAGAAGGCUGUUAAGAAAGUCUUUUUUACUAGGGCAUCAAAAAGACUUUCUGACACCUUACGACGUGUUAGAAAGCGUUGGGAACGUGAUAGUAGUUAUCCCGCUUGGGUGGGCAAAGACACUCUUGAUAAACUUCUGGUCUAUUGGGAUUCACCUCAAUUUAAAGCUAAAUCUGAAAGUGGCAAAAAAAUGAGGGCAUCUGAAAAAGGUGGGCACGUUAAUGCUGGUGGAAGUAUAAGCACCUACGAACAUAUGCGACGCAUGGAAAAGAGGUUGGGGAGAAAACCACUCAUGGUUGAGUUAGUUAAGGAGACUCGGACGAAAAAGUCGGGAGAGUAUGUUGAUGAGCGUACACGGCUAGCUUUGGAGGAUUAUCAAGAAAGGCUUGUACAGUUUUUGGUCACUAAUCCGCAAUUUACUCCUAGCGAAGGACAACCGCUUCAUCCAGAUGUUGAUUUUUAUAUUUGGAAUGAAGUCAUUGGCGGAAAAGGUCGUAAUGGAUGUUUUUUUGGUGGUGGAAGUAUGGCGGGAUGCUUGAGAAGUGGUGAUAGAAAUUUAUUUGAAAGAGUAAGAGAUGGGGAAGGAACGUCACGCCCAGCACAAUUGUCCCCACAAAUGAUGGAAACAAUAAGACAAUUGGCGAUAAGUGAGGCGAGACGCGAGUCAGAGCAACGUGAGAUGGCGUUAAAAGCCCAAUUAGAGGAGCAACAACGGCAAAUAGAGGCAAUGACGAAGAGGCAAGCGGAGAUGGAGGGGCAACAAAGCCUAAUAGAGAGAAUGGCCAAGAGGCAAGCGGAGAUGGAGGAGCAAAUGCGGCUAUUUAUGCAAUUCCAGGGAAACGGUAAUCAAAUGUUUGGUGGAAACGUUGGAGUUGGUGGUGCCUCGACAAAUCAGCAAGAUAAUGAUGAAGAUUUAAACCUUGAUGAUUUUCCCGAUCCCGGAGAUACUUAA